AAAAGAUAUUGAAAAAUCAUCAAAAAGCCCCCGCAUGAUAAUGACAGCUCAAUAUCUAAAAUGAGUCAUGAUGAUCUUCAGCUCUGGCCCAGCUAAACCCUCGUCUAUCUAGCAGUGCCUUCAUAGCCCUCGCUCGACCCACUGCGGCUGAACGAUGAGCAACCCUGCUUAUGACGAUCACUGACGCACCCCGCCUUAAAUAUCUGAACUGUCCUGAAAUCUCAUUCCAUCAUCAAAAAACUUCUUCAUUUAUAUCAAUUAUCAUGGACUCUGUACAGCCCAAGUCCCUCAUUCCCCUCAGCCGGCCUGAGAUCGCCGCCCAUUUCAAAGGGCUCAUCCAAACAAACCCCACCGUCGACAAUGUCAACGCCAUCAACGAGGUGCUUGUCGAUGCUGUGUACAGAGAGGCGAUUCCGUCGCCGAUUUACGCGAUCUGGCUGCUCAUCGCGUGUCGUCGUUCGCCGCAGCUCCUGGUGAAGGCGCUUCAAGACCGCACGUCGAAUGGUGUUCGCGCUGCAGGAAUCAGUGCCCUCUUCCCUAUUUUCCGUAGUGCGGGAUGGAAAUCGCGCGGAUGGAAUGUUCUGGGUGGUGCGACCGGUGUCAAGAAUAUCCUUGAUGGACUGUCUGUGCAAGAGAAGAAAUCGCUUUGCAAGGCUAUCACACUUCCACAUAAGAAUGUCCAACAUCGAGACGCCAUCACAAGCUGUGUUGAGGAGUUGCUACGUCUUCUGCCGCAAUAUGUUCGAAAUCAAUUACUGUGGCUCUACCCAGUUUGCAGCUCGGAGUUUCUGCAUGAGUUGCUCCCCGUCACCAAAGUGACGCGCUCUUGGUGGUUCCUGCAUCGAGCUGCACCGUUGCAUACUGAUUUGUUUCGGCGGAUUGCAGUGGGGAGUGCCUCUGCUCCUGUGGACGUGAGGGAGACUAUCAUGAAGAGCUCCUUCAAGCCGCUCGUUCGGUCUUCGACUCCGUACACGCCUGUCUACGUUAAAGAUGCACCUUCUAAUCUGCCACCAGGCUUGUUGUUUUAUCUUGACUUGAAUCAGGCCUUGGAAACCGAGCAAUUACCGGAGGAUAGAAGCAACGAAGAGGACUCAUCAUUCGACUUUAUCGAUGAUAUAUUGGGUCUUUGCUCAAACAGCAAAAUCCCAUUUGACGAUAUUUUGGUCAUCUUCAAGAAGGUCCUUCCUCGAUACCUAGCUGGUAGCACGUACUGGGUCGAUGGAUCUUUCACAAAGGAGAUUGUCUCCUCCUGGUCGGUGGCUAAAUUUGGCUCUAUCAGCGACAACGCCGAGCCUAGUAUGAAAUCACUAUCCUCUGCAAGCCACCCCUCGAGGCCAUCAGCACGCCACAUCGACGAUCUUGAGUCGCUCAUCGCCCAAUGUAUCCACCAAAGCACGGAGAGAAAACGCGUCGAUGCCCUCUACAGUACUCCCUACCGCACAAUGGGCGCCGUGAAAACCCGCUUUGACUUGCUCAUGGCAUCAAAGGCCGUUCUUGAUAUUGUUUGCCCAGAGGCAAGACUGCCGUUCCUUACUCUUUUGUGCAGCCAUUCGAAGCUUCUCAAUUUCGAUCUCAACUCGUCUCCGCCAUCGGAAAGAGAGGUCAAACUUCUCCCCAUCUGGCAUUUUGAUAUUCUCGACACGUUACCAGCGACGGAUUCUGAGCGGCUGUUCUGUCGAUCGUUGGCUAUUCUGGGAGGUGACGAGUUCAUAUCUGUUAUCCCUAACCUGAACGAUUUGUACUCUUGGGGACUUGAUCGGGAUGCUCAAUCUCUACUGAAGAUUAAGUGGGCGGCUGAAAGUCCCGCUGAAACGGACUAUGCCUUCACUCACAAAAUCAUCAAUGAAACCAAAAAGGAAUCUGAAAAAGGACGAGAAUCGUCCGACAGACUGACCAAGGCAGCAUUAGUCGUGAAAAUGGCUAGGAGUAGCUCUUCUCUGGACAUCUUUUCCGACGUCGUUGAAUGGAGCAAACGGUAUAUUCGCGAUCAUGAAACUUUUGUCCAACUCAUGGAUGACCAUAUCUUCCAAAGCGAGACGGCUUCAGUUCUGUCUUGCUCUAAAUUUCCAACCUCGCGUCAGCCAAAAUCGCUAUCCGAGCUACGUGGAGCUGUAGAGAAAGCGCACAAAACGGUCAAACUCUUGCUGGAGAUUCUCCAGCUAUCGAUGCAUGAGCCACUCGAUUUCUACGCAGCUACCAUGCAUACGGAUACUUUCUUUGUCCAUCUUGUCGCGCAACGCGUGAUUGGCGUUCAGACCUAUCGCAAAGCCGGUCUCGGAAACGAAGCGGAAUUGAGCGAAUUUCUGCUCGAGUCCUUGAUCCCAAUCAUCUUGAACUACGAACAGGCAGCUUUGCCUGGGGAUAAGGAUUUCUACUGGGACAGCGAGAGAGGUCUUAUCACCUGGUUGGAUGAUGUUGGCUCUCUCGAGUCCCGGCCAUAUGUCCUCCGAUUUUUGGAUCAGUUGGCUCAACAACGUGAUGCGAUGUGGCAGGAAGAGCGCAAACGCGAGCACCCGGAAAUCGCUACACAAGGCGAGGGAUGGGUUAAAGGAUUGGACAUUAGCUGCCUUCUUCCGAGUGAGCGUUGGGCAGAAUUCGUGUGGGCAAAUCCUGAGGCUGCCCCAUUCGUGUCUGCUCGAUUCAAGGAGGUUCUAUAUGGAGCACCAGACGUGAUGCUUACUGUUGUUCCCGAAGAUGAUGAUCCAGAAUACCGCAAGGUCGAUUCUUUAGAAACAGCGAUCGAGCUCUUCCUUCUCGGGGGUAACACUAAGGACAAGCAAGACCGGUUUAUGUCCGUCUGGAAGCAUUACGCGGAUAUUCUGCAGCCGAGUUCGCAAAAUUUCGUUAUCUUCCGCGACUGGAUGGUUGCACUGGCCAACAGAGCCGGUUUGUACCAGGCUGCCAGGAUAAUAAGACCCCUCCGACUUCCUGCUCCCACUUAUUGGAAUGACUCGGAGUCCACAUGGAACCCACGACCAAAUGUUGAGUCUGAGGAUUCGGAAGAUGUGCCGAAGAUGGUACUGCAUUACCGCAUGGACCCCAGCGAUCCCAGUCCAGACAGUCUUCGGGACUCGAGAGAUGAUCCCCUUGCCACCUGGACUUUGAAGACUGAUGCCUCGUCGCAACCACCAUUGAUACAUACUCUGUCUCUUGAGACACGCGAAACCCUCGUUAUCUCUGCUGUGCUAUUCCUUCAAACACUUGCAGACAACAAAGCCAUCUUGGAGACUCCAUUCCCUAGUGAAGGACCCCCCAGAUACCCUCGCAUCUCCCUGGAUGAUGAGUUUGUGGAAUCGGUAAAUGACUCCGAUGAGGAAGACGCUGUCAAGAGCGCAACAAAGCUUCUCAAAUCAACAGCAAACACCGUCCCAGCACACAUCCUCCGUAACCUGGCAGUUUCCUUGCUUGACACACUCGCUGAACUCCCCAAGACAUCAGACCGUUAUGGCAUCGUUCAAACAGCCACCUUUGAGGUUAUCAAGAUUCUACCGUACACUGACCGUCCGGAUCUGGCCGUGGAUGUGGCAUUGCGCGUGAUCGAGAACUUCCCUGAACAAUCAUCGUACCAUCGUCAGCUGAGACUUCUCAGCCUGGGAGAAAGACUUGCGCCUGAGGUUGCAGAGAGGUUUGUCAAUCAAUUCCUGUCCAUCAUCCAAAACGCCUACAAGAGUGGAGGAGAGGAAGAGAAGUCCCGCUCGAAGGUCAAGAUCACGACUGUCAAGAUGCUCGCUCAGCUCAUCCCUGACGCCGACUUUAUCUCUCCUGCUACUGGUCUUCACACUCUGAAGACCCUUUUCACAACUGUUGAGCAUGAGAGUGUUCGAAUAGAGGGGAUGCGUGGAGUUCUGCAAAUCAUUUCCCGCACAGAUGACGACGAGGUAUACAGAUACUUCAGCGCCGCUGCUGUGGUUUCAGGCACUAAUGAAGGAAACGAAACCACCCCGACAGACUGGGAUGUGGCGGAGAAAGGAGGGGACUUACCGACAGUCUCCAGAUGGACCGACCGUCCUCUACUUAAGAUAUUCCUCAUCGAGGCGUCCAGCCUUCUCCCUGUGCACCGUCGCACCGACUACACGCAGAACGUCCUGAUUCCAUUACUCCAAAAGUCCACCAAGCAACACACGCGCUGGAUGAACCUUUUCCUCGCCAGGAUGAAGGUCACCCUAGACCAAACCGAUGUGAUCAAUUUUGGACCGUCUGUCCCUGAUAUGCCGAAUACUAUCUUUAAGCAGUGGAAGGAUCAUCUCCCCCAGUCGUACCUCAGCGAGCAUCGUGCCUGGGCCAUGGGCUAUCUCAAGUAUUCCACUUUGGACCGCAUCACCAAGUCCUUCUCAGAAAUUAAUAAUGGCUGGCGUGAGACCAACGCCGGUCAGCACUGGCUUGAGUUCAUGUCUAGUCGAUCUAACGCCCGACCAUUGUCAUCUCUUGAUGAGGCAUUCAAACAAGCCAUCAAGGGCAAAGCCACAGGUGAGCUGACUGCAAAGGCUCUUGGCGACGAAUACAUCCAGCGAGCCGCAAUAAUCGCUAGAAAUCCAUUUACUGUCAUCACGAAGCCCAAUCGAAGCUGUGUUUCAGUCAAGUUGAUCAUUGACGGACUCUCGUCGUUGUGCUCUCACCGCACCACCUCUCCAGACGACCAAGCACAGCAAAUGCUAGAGGCGAUUGUGUCCGACAUCGAAUCCUUACGGACGGAGAAUUGGCAGAGCAGCCCUGCCACCACUCGAAACCCUGUGAUUCUACCAUCCCAGCUACAACUGCAGACUCUUGUACUCCCCACCACACCUAAGCCGAUGACCAAAGAGCAGAGAGCGAAGUUUAUCAACGGAGUACUUCCAUUGGUAAAGGACUGUGCAGAGAAUCCUAUCCUCAUACCCGAGUUCGAGCACAUCAAAAAUACGGUCCAGGCUGUCCACCAAGAGGACAAGUUGCCGUGCGCCGUUCGACUAGGUGGUGCGAAUAUUGACGAACACGCAUCGCUGUAUGGGUCUUUGAAGAUUUCGUUGGCCAAAGUGCUCCUGGAGAAGACCUCCUCGACCGACCGUGAACUGGAUGAGGAUGUGGUGGAGAUGAUUCAAACGUGGAAGGAGAGUCCGGUCGAGUGGGUUAACAGGCUUGGAUGGGAGAUUGAGAUCUACUCGUCGAAACCGCCAACCCAAACCUCCUGGGCAUGCUCCGACGAGUAGACAGUAUUUUAUGUCUGAGAUUAGCCGAGUUUAUAUAUCCCUUUUAUUCAAAUGACGAUAAU
Molecule: messenger RNA, 5245 nt
Organism: Aspergillus wentii DTO 134E9
Lineage: Eukaryota; Fungi; Ascomycota; Eurotiomycetes; Eurotiales; Aspergillaceae
Exons: 3
Coding region: 264-5183 (1639 amino acids)
Source: RefSeq, a predicted model, not a curated record